Acaulospora morrowiae is the source of this 521-nucleotide messenger RNA. The record is from the annotation of a GenBank genome assembly. Lineage: Eukaryota; Fungi; Glomeromycota; Glomeromycetes; Diversisporales; Acaulosporaceae.
AUGAAUUCAUUACUCUCUAUAACGAGUCCAUCUCACUACGCAACAAGAUCGAUACUUUAUUCACGGAGGUCGAUGGUGUAUCACGAGAAGUAAACGAUCCAGAGGUAGGAAUGAAGCCGAAAAUUCUCAAGGCACUAAAAGAAAAUAGAUUGGUAAAACAGGAGGUUCAGAAUACUAAAUUCGUGGUAGAGAUGCUAGAGUAUUUGAGUGAGCUUCGGACCUCUGAAAAACGAUUUCAAGAAUAUAUGAGUCAGGGUCGAAUAGAAGAGGCAGCCGGUACCAUUACAGGGAUGGAUCGGUUAUUGGAAUCUCCUCCGAUACAAACGAGUCAACAAAUACACAUUUUGGAAAGAUUAAAAAUGCAAUUGACAUCUAUGAAGGAAUCUUUAGAUCAAAGUCUCGAUGAUUUGUUAAAUGAAGCAAUCUCUUUCAAAAAAACCGGCGCAGAUGACGCCGACGGUUUUAAUCUUUCAGUCUUGUCUGCUGUGGAAAAGGACAAUUCCACAACUCUCCUAACGUCC